Molecule: messenger RNA, 2186 nt
Organism: Phragmites australis (common reed)
Lineage: Eukaryota; Viridiplantae; Streptophyta; Magnoliopsida; Poales; Poaceae
Product: probable polygalacturonase
Exons: 5
Coding region: 304-1803 (499 amino acids)
Biological process (GO): carbohydrate metabolic process
Molecular function (GO): polygalacturonase activity
Source: RefSeq, a predicted model, not a curated record
CAGCCUUGUAAUUCUCACCAUCUUCCUCCGCUGCACAGCCUCCAUGAUCGGGAGCACGCACCACAUUCCGUCGCGUCCACUUCACUCAAACGGCUCUGCCAUCUUAUAAACCCCCGCACCAACCCCUCCUCCCAUGGCGGAAGCCCUCGACGAGCCCCCGACCCUGCCCUCCGAAUCCGAGCUCCCCGCGUCCUGCCCUACCGAUUGACCCAAGCCGCGCCUUGCAUCGUGCUCUAGGUCGCCAGAUCUCGGAGGCGCCUCUGGGAGCGAAGCCCUACCACCUCCAGGAACAGGAGCGGCUCAAUGGUGGACACGUCAGGCGGGAGGAUCCACCCUCACGGCCAGCGGCGGGGCGUGGCCGCCUUCGUCGCGGCCAACAAGACGCUGCUCGCCGCCGUGUGGGUCGUCGGGUUCACGCUGGUGUUCCUGUGGCAGAGCGCCUCGAUAUCCGUCGGUGCUGGCGGCGGCGGCAGGGGUUUCCUCAGGCUCCGCACGGCGUCGCUGCCGCCGACGCGCCCUGCGCCGCGGCUUCGCCCUACGGCGUACAACCUGACGGACUUUGGCGGCGUCGGGGACGGGCGGGCGGUGAACACAGAGGCGUUCGAGCGCGCCGUGGAGGCCAUCGCGGCGCUCGCGGAACGCGGCGGGGGACAGCUCAAUGUGCCGCCCGGGCGGUGGCUCACGGCGCCGUUCAACCUGACCAGCCACAUGACGCUGUUUCUUGCCGAAGGCGCAGAGAUCCUUGGCAUUCCGGAUGAGAAGUAUUGGCCGUUGAUGCCAGCAUUACCAUCAUAUGGAUAUGGGCGUGAGCGCAAAGGACCUCGCUUUGGAAGUCUUAUUCAUGGACAGAAUUUGAAAGAUGUAGUCAUUACAGGCCAUAAUGGUAGCAUAAAUGGCCAGGGUGAAGUUUGGUGGUUGAAGCAUCGCAGAAGAAUGUUGAAUAACACGAGACCUCCCCUUGUGCAGCUGAUGUGGUCCAAGGACAUUAUUGUUACAAACAUAACGCUGCGGGAUUCACCUUUCUGGCACUUGCAUCCGUAUGAUUGCACAAAUGUAACUGUUUCAAAUGUUACUAUCUUAUCUCCUGUUUCUGGUGCUCCAAACACAGAUGGCAUAGAUCCAGAUUCUUGUCAGGAUGUGCUCAUUGAGAAUUGCUACAUAUCUGUUGGUGAUGAUGCGAUAGCUAUAAAGAGCGGGUGGGAUCAGUAUGGGAUUGCAUACAGUCGCCCAUCUUCAAACAUUUUGAUCCGCAAUGUGACAGCCCAUUCUCUUGUGAGUGCUGGAAUUUCAAUUGGCAGUGAGAUGUCUGGUGGAGUUGCAAAUGUUACGGUGGAGAACGUGCACAUCUGGGAAUCAAGGAGAGGUGUGAGGAUAAAGACUGCCACAGGAAGAGGGGGCUACAUCCGUAACAUCUCGUACCGCAACAUAACUUUCGACAAUGUCCGUGCUGGGAUUGUGAUAAAGGUUGACUACAACGAGCAUGCUGAUGAUGGAUACGAUCGGAAUGCCUUCCCAGACAUCACUAACAUAUCAUUCAAAGAAAUCCAUGGAUGGGGUGUUCGGGUGCCUGUCCGUGCUCAUGGCAGCGACGUCAUCCCCAUCAAGGAUAUCAGCUUCCAGGACAUGUCAGUGGGCAUCAGCUACAAGAAGAAGCACAUUUUCCAGUGCUCCUACGUCGAGGGGCGUGUCAUUGGGUCAGUGUUCCCAAAACCAUGUGAUAACCUGGACAUCUACGAUGAGCAAGGGCAGCUUGUCAAGCGUGCAGUGACCAUGAACAGCACAGAAGUUGACUAUGAUAUAUGAGGCACAUAGGGCUCGUUUGGAUCGAGUCCUGGCCGGAGCUGCCUGGCCAGGCAACGCCCUCAGGCGUCCGAUUUCGAUCGCCUGGGGCUGACGCUGCUGCCUGGCCAGAGCUGCCUGCGGGCCUAUACUGCAGCGCUGAUAGGUGGAGUAGUGGAAAUGGGUGCUCUCUACCUGCCGAAAUCAUUUUUUUCGCUUUCUAAUUUUCCACGUUUUUGCUUCAGAAAUGUAAAUACAGAGGAGAUUCUCCUCUUCAUAGGUUUGCUGCUUACAGUGGCUUAUUGUAUCUCACCAGUGAUUUGGCCAUCAACAUUUUGCUCUUUGCCAGAACCUGCCUGGAGACAAAUCGAUGCUGUCAAAGUGUCAAUAUAGUUUACGCAUGAAAA